This is a messenger RNA of Cryptomeria japonica (Japanese cedar), 888 nucleotides long. RefSeq lists its product as uncharacterized. The transcript has 3 exons. Gene Ontology annotation, biological process: carbohydrate metabolic process. The record is from RefSeq and is a predicted model, not a curated record. Gene Ontology annotation, molecular function: polygalacturonase activity. Lineage: Eukaryota; Viridiplantae; Streptophyta; Pinopsida; Cupressales; Cupressaceae. The coding region runs from base 1 to 888 and encodes 295 amino acids.
AUGGCUCCCUUCGCUUUGGAGGAGCUAAAAGAGGUAGUCUUUUCCAUGCAUCCGGAAAAGGCUCUAGGUUCGGAUGGUUUUACGGCUUUAUUUUUUCAGAAGUGUUGGGAUUUUAUAGGAAGCGAUGUCUUGCUAGCCUUAGAAGAGUCUAGGAGAAAUAGGAUGAUUUUGAAAGAACUUAAUACUACCCUUAUUGCUAUUAUUCCAAAAGUGGAUAAUCCUAGCUCUUUUUCUAAGUUUCGUCCUAUUGCCCUGUCUACUUUAUAUAAGAUUAUUACUAAGGCAAUUUCUGUUAGAAUUUCUAGGCUCCUUCCUCAAAUAGUUUCCAUGGAGCAGGGUGGCUUUGCGCCUAGUAGGGAAACCUCUGAAGUGUUGAUCAAUGGCUCUCCUUCAGGUUGCUUUGCUUCCUCCCGGGGAAUUAGGCAAGGGGAUCCUCUCUCCCCUUUUUUGUUUAUUCUUUUGGCUGAGGCAUCAAGUAGGGCCAUUUCUAAUGCUACUACAUCUGGUUUAUGGUUAGGAAUCAAAAUUGAUGGCCUUCUUUCUUCACAAUCCCAUUGCUUGUUUGUUGAUGAUAUGCUUCUAUUUGGGGCUUCCUCUUUGAGGGAAGCUAGAGUUAUAAAGAAAAUUAUUUCUGAUUAUGCUGCAUUUUUUGGUCAGAAGGGUUAUGCUGUGAAAAUCAGCAAUGUAGAGUACAGUAAUAUCAGGGGCACGUCAGCAACAGAAGACGGAAUCACAUUGUCGUGCAGCCAAAGCGGAUAUUGCAUGGGCAUAGCAAUGGAGAAUAUAGAUUUGGUAACUGGCUCAAGGGCACAAGCCGCUUGUAAUACCCAAAACGUACAGGGUGGAAAUUCGAUUCCUUCACGUUGUCUGCGUAACAAUGGCAAAUGA